AAAACAACAGCCCGAGGAAAACGGAGAAGAAGAGCGUCAUCUUCUUCGUUGGUAGUGUAAGCUAGAUCAGGAAUGUGGUAAACAGCAACGAGGCCUUGAGAAAUUGGCAGAAAUAACACGGGUCUGAUUUCUGUUGUUAGCAGAAAUAUCUGUGUGAAUUUCAGUGAAUUGGUGUAAGGUUUUUCUACAUGGGAGCGACUAAGCUGUUCCUACUCCUGGUUCCUGUUUGAACCUUGAAAAGCAGAUUUCACUACUCCAAGGCAAAAAAAACAAUUCAUGACUUCUUCACCUGUGUAUGUGACUGUUUACCAGGUCACGUCAGCCCCCCUCACACACAUGAGUACUAUUUUCUCCUUGAGCUGGGCCGAGCGCCAUGCCUGACCGGGACAGUUCCUACCUGUCAUGUGGUGGUGGCAGUGGUGGUAGUCUGGUUGAGGAAGGAGGACCUGGGUCUGGUUUGACAGGGGGCUCGGCAGAGGGCAGAGGGGGUUCAGGAGGAAGUGUUGGAGGCAACAUCUCUGGCUCUGGGAGCAUGGGGGGAGGAGGGGCGCUGGGAAACGGCAACAAUUGUGGGAAUGGUGGAGGUGGGGGGCAAGGUGCAGGGCUGGCGUUGGAUGGUGUCUGCAGGGACUUCAUACGCAAUGUCUGCAAGAGAGGGAAACGCUGCCGCUUUAGACACCCAGACUUCAAUGAGGUGCCAGACUUGGGCGUGCAAAAGAACGAGUUCAUCUUUUGUCAUGACCAUCAGAAUAAGGAGUGCAUGCGCUCCAAUUGCCGCUUUGUCCAUGGAUCUAAAGAGGAUGAGGACUAUUACAAGAAAACAGGAGAACUACCCCUCAGAUUAAGAGGGAAAGUUGCAGCACGGCUGGGCCUGUCCCCCAUGGAUCUCCCCCAUAGCCGUGGGGAGGUCCCUAUCUGCAGAGACUUCCUGACAGGGGAAUGCCAGAGGGGCAACAAAUGUAAAUUUCGCCAUGUCAAAAAAGACUAUGAAUAUGAACCUUCCAGGGUUGGAGUUGGUGGUGUUAUGGGGCCAGGUGCCAGUGGAAUGGUGAAUGCUGGUGGAGGGAUAGGUGGUGGAGGAGGAGGUGCCUGUGGAGGAAUGCAGGGACUUGUGGGAGGUGGAGGUGGGAGUAAUAUGAUGGGGAUGGGCUGUCCCAGCUUGGGUGGUUGCAGAGAUCCAGGUAUCUCAGGAGUUGGCGGAGUAGGCGGAGGUGGGAUAAGUGGUUGUCUCUCGAUAAGUUCUUCAGGACAGCGGCGUUAUGACAGGAGCUCAUGCUCAGUGUAUGAUCCUCUGCUUGAAAGUGGGCUUUUUGACGCUGGUUCCCUGGAGGCCUCAAUGGACCACACCGCUCUACAGUUGAAGAGGCGGCGGUUGGAGGGGCUUCGCCUGGCAGAUGGAAACGGAGGUGGACAUUAUGAGCUGGGAGUUCAGGCCACCUUGGCACGUCCGCUUGAGUACAGGUUCCUGGAGGAAGAAAACUCCCUGCUGAGGAAGAGAGUGGAAGAGUUGAAGAAGCAGGUUUCUAAUCUCAUUGCCACAAAUGAGGUUCUUCUGGAGCAGAACGCCCAGUUCCGGAGCCAGGCCAAGGUGAUGACGCUCUCUUCCACUCCUGCACCCACUGAGCAGAGUCUGGCUCCCCCUGUGGGUGCAGUAAGUUCCUACAAUCACAGCAUCGCCCAGACUCACACCACCCUGAGCAGCGCUGGACUGCAGCCUCGGCCUGUCACACAGCAAGACCUGGUAGCUCCCACCGGCGCCCCUGCGGCUCCCCCAACUAAUGCAGCCCCACCUACAGCUCCCCCGCCUCACCUCAACCCUGAGAUCACCCCCCUCUCAGCAGCUCUUGCACAGACCAUUGCCCAAGGGAUGGCACCUCCUGUUUCUAUGGCACCGGUGGCUGUAUCUGUGGCACCAGUGGCAGUGUCUAUGACGCAGCCCCUGCCGGGAAUUACCAUGAGUCAUGCCACCACCCCGAUGGUGUCGUACCCCAUUGCAAGUCAGAGCAUGAGGAUCACCACUCUGCCACACUAACUGAGUCAUGGUCAGGACCAUAGUACCCACAAGUCAGACUGUAGCAUCCUCUUUGGGGAUUUUUAACAUAGAUGGUCUCCCUUUAUCUGUAUGAGACUCAACUGAUGAGAGAACCGUGACAAGAGUGAGGCAUAGACACUUGUGCGUCACCACCAGAGGGCAGGAUAAAGACUUGCUUCAGCCUCCCUCACUCUGCAUUCUGCGGCAACAUUGUGAAUACAUUUUUUCCUCCAGACUGACUGACCUGUGUACUCUGACAAAGGUCUGUGUACCAAAAUGGAUCUUUUCAAACACAGACACCAAAAAAUGGAAACAAGCUAUAAAACAUGUGAAGUCAUUCAUAGUGUUUGAACCAUGUCAGUGAAAACUCUGCUCUGCCAUACUUGUCGGGGGACAUGAAGACUUUGGAAGCAGUUUGUGUUUAUAUUUUUGUGGUUUGCUCUGGUGUAAAUUAACUUUGGUACUUUGCACAUUAAAAAAAAGAAUAACAACCA
This is a messenger RNA of Toxotes jaculatrix (banded archerfish), 2526 nucleotides long. It is a transcript of the gene zc3h10, whose product is annotated as zinc finger CCCH-type containing 10. The record is from RefSeq and is a predicted model, not a curated record. The transcript has 3 exons. Lineage: Eukaryota; Metazoa; Chordata; Actinopteri; Toxotidae. The coding region runs from base 374 to 2032 and encodes 552 amino acids. Gene Ontology annotation, molecular function: metal ion binding.